AUGUUUAUAUUCUUUAAGGAAUUUUAUGGAAAUGACAAAUUUCACCAAUGGGCAAGGCAAAAUGUUUUCGCUUCUUCAGUAUUUAUUGUUCUGAGUUACUGUGAUAUAGAAUCCUUAGAUUUUAUUUCUUCAGGUAUUUCAAAAUCAUCAUGCGUUCAAGCGCCUUUCUCCCAAGUUGGAAAAGCUUCAGCUUCAAGGCGAAUGUCUUCUCGUAAGCAUCCUCAUUUCUUGAGUGGAUUUGUUCCAAUUCAACCUGAUCCAGCCACUCAGGUUGA
Dentiscutata heterogama is the source of this 275-nucleotide messenger RNA. Lineage: Eukaryota; Fungi; Glomeromycota; Glomeromycetes; Diversisporales; Gigasporaceae. The record is from the annotation of a GenBank genome assembly.